Linum tenue is the source of this 883-nucleotide messenger RNA. Lineage: Eukaryota; Viridiplantae; Streptophyta; Magnoliopsida; Malpighiales; Linaceae. The record is from the annotation of a GenBank genome assembly.
AUGGAUCGGCUCUCCGAUGUCUUUUUGACUCUGGUGCUCGACGUCGACGACAACCAACAAAGGGACGAUGCUCUGCUUCUUCGAAAGAAGGUAGCGGAUGAGAUGCAAGAUCAGCAGGAAAUGGAUAGGAUGAUGAUGGAGGUCAAUUCGCUAGGGAAAACAGAUAAGGACAUUGCACAGUGCUUUACUCAGACUCCAUUGCAACCAAAGAUCAUUGAAUCUAUAAAAUCAGCUCAUGCCCUUGGGUGGUACUCUUCACCUCCUUGCCAAAACCAGACCCCUUUAGCGAUGUGGGUGGAGAAUUUGAUUGUUUUAUUUUUGGUGCAAUGUGGUUUGUUCCCCAGAUGUGAAUUGAGAAUCAUCAGUGAUAGAGAAAUGGGAUGGGCACCAUGCUGUGACCAAACAAAUGUGAAGAAGGGGCCAAUGCCACCUGAAGAACAUGCUAAGCAGAAGGAGCAUAUGGGUUAUGCUAGUGAUCUUUUUUAUUUACUCAAGUCGUCUUUAAGAGAAAGCACUGUUGCUGGACAACUGCGCGGUCCUUGAUCGUGCAAUGAUCGAGCACAAUCUUCUAAGUGCAAGCAAACUAUACACUAAUAUAAGCAGGGGAAGCAAAGACACUCAUAUGACUAUGUUCUGAAAAUGAUGGCCUAUUUAGAUUUCUGUUCGAGCAAUUGCUACAGCUCAUGAUGGAUUGAAGGCAAGAGAGUUACCGAAAGAGAGCCCCAUAACAUAGACAUCAUUCUAUCAUAUGAUGUAUUGAAUCAUGGAUAUAGUGUACUGUAUGAUUUGGCUACCCAAUAAUGAUUUGUAGAAAAUUUUGCAAGAAAAAGCUUGGUUAUGGAUUUAUCUAUAGUGAGAAGAGUAUUUGCAACCAAGUUAUAGC